AGAGGAAAAGGCAAAACAAAAAAGGGAAAUGUAAUUCAAAAAUCGGUGGUUAUUAAUUGAUAAAAGAACACUAGUGUCUUAUAAGAUAGGGUCAUUGUUCUAAAAUCCCCACCUGAGUGAGUCUUCUUAGUUCAUGUGGUCCUUUCUACAGCAUAUUCCAAACACCAUCCACCCUUCCCAACAUUUAUGGAAUUUUUGUAUGCCAACCACAGCACCUGAUAACAGUGAUACUUGAAACCUCUCUCCCUCCCUUUAGGAAAAAAAAAACUUAUUUCUUUCACUUCCUUUCAUAUUCAAUGAUCCUAACUAAUUAAAUUCACCAUGAAACCAUCCUCUCUUCACAACUUCCUAAUUCUCUCUCCUAUAAAAACAAAGCUUCCUAAUUUCAUUCCAAGACUUAAAUCUCAAAUCUCUUAAAGACAACUACCUAGUCAUAAACUCAUGAUGUUUGGUUGUUAAAUAACAAAUCCUUCCACUAAAAACUUUAGUUUCUUUGACCAUAUUCCUCUUUCUCUUUCUUGUUAUCAGUUUUGUGAAGAGUAUUGAAACUUAUCAAAAAUGGAUCUUUUUCAAAACCCAUCUUCUCAAAAACCAAACAGAAUGGAAACAUCUAUAUGGGUUGCAAAACUUGUGCUCAUGUCCAUAGGAGUCAUCUCAAUUCUUGUUCUGUUGAAAGUUGCAAUAAUCCCAUACACAUUUGAUCUUGUUCUAUCAACUCUUCCUCAACUUUGGUUCUCAAUAAAAAGAUGGUUAACACUUCCUUUUCUUUAUAUUGUUGUUAACUUCAUCAUCAUCACCAUUGCUGCUUCUUCAAGCUUUUCUGAUCCCAAACACAAAACAACAACAACCAUUUUAGAAACUACCACCAACCCAAUUGAGCUAGAAGACCAAACAAAUGAACUACAUGAAGAAGAAAAAGAGGUUGAAGAAGUUGAAGAUGCUAAAGAAGAUGAAGAAGAGAAAAGGGUUGUUGAAGUUGAGGACUAUGAAUUGUUCUGCAACAAAUUCAUCACUGACCCAUCACAGAAAAAAUGCAGCAACGAUGACUACUUGACAAACUCUGAUGAUAAAGUUAAAGACUUUGGAUUAUUCUGCAGCAAACUCAUCAUUGACCCGUCAUCAGAAAAAUGCAGAAACGACUAUAACUUGAUAGAUUCAGAUGAUAAAGGUGAUGAUAUUGAUGACAGUUUGGAAGCAACAUGGAAAGCUAUAAUGGAAGGACAAGAGAAAACAAUGAAGCCACAUCUGAAGAAAAGUGAUACUUGGACUGCAAGGAUUGUGAAAGCAGAGCCAUUUCGUAACAAUGGUGGUUUUGGUGGUGGUGGUGGUGGUGAUGAUGGUGAUGAUCCUGUAGCUUGGGCUCAACGGGAAUUGAAAAAGUCAGAAACUUUCAAUGAUAGAGCUUCUUUGAGGAGAGAAAAAUCAAUAAGUCCCGAAGAAUUGAAUAAAAGGGCUGAAGCUUUUAUUCAGAAGUUUAACAAUCAGAUGAAGUUGCAGAGGCUUGAAUCUUAUCAACGUUUCAUGAAACUGGUCAACCGUGGUGUUUGAUGGUGAUGUGGUUCAUGUUAAUCUCUCUCUUUUUCACACCAGUCACAGUCAAAAUUUAGCAGAAAAAAUUGAUUCACUGCAAGGAUUUUAACCACUUGAAGGAUUUGAUGUGUACAUAUUUUUGCAACUGAGACUGUGUGAAGAGGCCAGGACAAGUUUCAGACACGGUGGACUUUUUUUCACAUGUUAAGUUUUUAGUGAUUUAAGGAACAUAAGUUAGUAUGUGAUUUUUGUUGUGUCUAAGUUAUUUACAUGUUCUAGUAGCUAUUCAGUAGUCUACUAUUUCUUAUGUUACUGAUAAGUUUGUAUUGAUCAUGUAGUUAUCAUAGACAACACUAUAAAUAUGAGGAUUAUUGUUUUCUAGUAAU
Lathyrus oleraceus (garden pea) is the source of this 1916-nucleotide messenger RNA. RefSeq lists its product as uncharacterized. Bases 559 to 1548 code for a protein of 329 amino acids. The record is from RefSeq and is a predicted model, not a curated record. The transcript has 2 exons. Lineage: Eukaryota; Viridiplantae; Streptophyta; Magnoliopsida; Fabales; Fabaceae.